AUGGGAUCUUGGAGGGAAUCCAGAGCCAUGUGUCUGCUCCCCCUUGACGCUAUCUCUGUCUCUGCAGGGCCCCGACAGAGCACAGUGGUGGAGGAGUGCGGGCGCCGGGGCCCCUCGACCCGCAUCGUGGGGGGCACGGACGCGCGGGCAGGCGAGUUCCCCUGGCAGGUCAGCGUCCGCCUCAAUGGCACCCACUUCUGCGGGGGGUCCCUGAUCAGCCACCAAUGGGUGCUCACAGCUGCCCACUGCUUCCAGAAGUCCCGUGACCCCGCGCAGUUCUCGGUGCUGCUGGGCGCGGUGCGGCUGCAGGACCCCGGCCCCCAGGCCGUGGUGGUGGCAGCGGGCGCGGUGGUGGUGAACCCACGCUACGCGGGCGAGGCCUCCAGCGGGGACCUGGCCCUGCUGCGCCUGGUCCGGCCCGUGACCUUCGGCCCCCGUGUCAGCCCCAUCUGCCUCCUGGACGCUGGGGUCCGCUUGCCCGCCAGCACCCGCUGCUGGGUCCUCGGCGGGGCCCCGCCGCUGCCCGGCGCCCGCGACAUCCAGGAGGACAUGAUGUGCGCCGGGUACCCCCAGGGGGGGCGGGACGCCUGCCAGGGUGAUUCGGGCGGGCCCCUCGUCUGCCCCCUGGGGGCCGCGUGGGUGCAGGCUGGCGUGGUGAGCUGGGGUGACGGCUGUGCCCGCCACAACCGCCCGGGGGUCUACAUCGCCUUGGCAACCUACCGGGACUGGAUCCAGCAGCACGUGCCCGGCAUCGGCUUCGUGGGGGGCGGACGCCGGGGAUCUUCCUGAGGGGGGUCCCGGACACCCGGGGUCUUUUUUAUUUAUUGGGGGCAACCUUGGGUUCAUUUUUAUUGGGGGGGUCUUGGACCCUUGGAUUUUUUUAGGGGG
Alligator sinensis (Chinese alligator) is the source of this 888-nucleotide messenger RNA. Its product is annotated as serine protease 27-like. The transcript has 5 exons. Bases 1 to 789 code for a protein of 262 amino acids. NCBI's taxonomy places the organism in Eukaryota, Metazoa, Chordata, Crocodylia, Alligatoridae. Gene Ontology annotation, molecular function: serine-type endopeptidase activity. Gene Ontology annotation, biological process: proteolysis. The record is from RefSeq and is a predicted model, not a curated record.